CACUUAUGAUUAAAUUGUGAAUCGCGGCGGUCGAAAUCUUGCUAUCGUCUUUGGGAGUUCGAUAUAACCAUUAUAACCUCAAUCAUUGAAAAUGCCAUUUUUUAGAAACACUGAAAUACUGAAUCCCGUAUCUAAUAUCCGUUUGUAAAUUGGUUGCAUACAUGCACUUGGACUGCACAUGUAGUUGUACAUAGGUAUACGUCCAGAUAACUUUCCCGACACUCAGCAGAGUCGACAGUUCUGAUAAAUUUAUUGCCACCGUUGGUCGGCAAUUCGGGUGUGUGCGAUUCGUUAAUUUUUUUUUGUGAACAAUUGAUUUGAAUUUAAUCUAAAUGUAACGCAAAAUAUUCUGCGAUGGUGGUGGCCGUUGGAGUUGGGCCUGUUUCCAAGUGAUGUCAAAGACAAACAACAAAUAGAAAAAUAGUUUUAUGAAAAUACAUUAAUAGAUCAACAUGGACCAGUACGGUGCUAAGGCACUAAUUAUUGCUUUGUCGAUAAUUUCGAGAUUAUUUUUUGGUUUCUCCCCAUUACUUGUAUCUAGAAAACUAUUAACAAACAAAUCUACAGAUUCAUUGACAUCAAAAACACUGGAGUAUUUAGUUUCAUUAUGUUUAAGUUUGGGUGGAGGUGUGUUACUAGCUACCUGUUUUACUCAUUUGAUACCAGAAGUAAGGGAGAGCCUCAUUGGGCAUUUGCCGGAACACUAUCAACAUUAUCCACUAACUGAACUGGUUGUUUGUAUGGGUUUUUUUCUUGUUUAUUUUAUUGAAGAAUCUGUUAAGCAUUUUAUUAAAAAACAUAAAAAACGUAGUAAAGCGAAAACUACACGACAUUGUGAUAGACUAUUACAAUGGACCAACAGUCAGUUAACAGCAGUCAAGUCUGCUGAUGAUGUUAAUUCUGUUAGUGUAGAUCAAGGAACAGGAACUCCAGAUUGCCAAAUUGAACAAAAUAAUAAUGAAAUGUCACAUGUACAUAAUUUAAGAAGUCUAUUAGUUGUACUUGCAUUAUCAUUUCAUUCAGUUAUGGAAGGACUAGCUAUUGGCUUAGAAGAAAAUAUGGAAAAUAUGGGUUUCCUGUUUUUAGCAGUAUCUAUUCAUGAAUGUACUAUAUUAUUUUGUAUUGGCAUAAAAUUAGUGACUUCGUGUUCAUCUUUGACAAAUAUCAUAUUAAAUAUUGUUGUUCUUACCCUGGUAUCGCCUUUCGGUAUAUUAUUGGGAUUGUUAUUAACACUGAAAACAUUUGAUAUGGAUCAGAAUUAUCAUAUAAUUGGAAAUGCAACUUUACAAGGCUUAGCUGCUGGUACAAUUCUAUAUGUUACAUUUUUUGAAGUGCUAGAUAGAGAAAGAAAAAAGGACACAGCGCCUGGUUUGCUCAAGUUACUGUUAACCAUGAUUGGGUUUUUCUUUAUGGUUAUAUUAGAACUUUUUGGUGGACAUACCCAUAAAGAAUUUGAUCAUUUGAGCCAUGAACAUAACAACUGCUCUACAAUGGCACCUUAUAUUCAUAGACCUUAACAUGUAUUUUUAUUGAUCAUUUCAGAUGUAUUUGUUACCAGAUGUCCAGAUAUUAAAAUAAUAAUAAUCUUGUACUUCUUAAACAUAUGCAGUUUACUUGUAUAAUUUUAUAAAAGCCCAAAAAUACUUCUGAAAUGAAUUUUACUCAAUUACUCGCCUGGCAUUAAGAUUAAAUUAAGUUGUAACAAGAAUCAUUUUUAACGAUC
This is a messenger RNA of Melanaphis sacchari, 1723 nucleotides long. Its product is annotated as zinc transporter ZIP3-like. The transcript is spliced from 4 exons. Gene Ontology annotation, cellular component: plasma membrane. The coding region runs from base 453 to 1517 and encodes 354 amino acids. NCBI's taxonomy places the organism in Eukaryota, Metazoa, Arthropoda, Insecta, Hemiptera, Aphididae. The record is from RefSeq and is a predicted model, not a curated record. Gene Ontology annotation, biological process: zinc ion transmembrane transport. Gene Ontology annotation, molecular function: zinc ion transmembrane transporter activity.